AUGGCUGAUCCUGACGCGCCCGCCCAUAACAAGAGAGCUCGUUUGGGCUCCAGCAAUCUUGACUACAACGGCCACGGAUUCCCUCCCCCUCCUCCACCGCCUCAUACCCAACCCACCCGCCCUCCGACACAUCCCACCUUGGCCCAGGCUUCUCCGCCCUACCCUACUACCCACGGUCUAUCCACCACUCCCUCUCACCAGUACACCGCUCACCCCCAAGCCUACCCAGGCCCGCUACCCUCGCCAUCAUUGCCACCCUCUGACAUCCGCGCCCUUGCGGAUCCGCGCAACAUACCUUCUCCCCGGCAGCAUCCCAAUGGCGUCACAGGAGUCGCUACUGUGACAAUCCCCCAGGACCGCAUUUCAACCUACCGUCCUCCACCGACGCCUCAGUCAGCAUCGGCUCCAGAUCCUCACAGCUCCCGCUCCACCAGCCUCAGUAUCAGUACCGACGUCAAGGUCCAGCCCCAACAGCCUCAACCACCCAUGGAGCAUGGUGGCCAUCACCCGUCGUGGCCCCCCAUGACCGCCGAGCACCGGCCAAAUGGCAACAUGGCGAAUGGCUACACUCAUGCCAUGAGUCCCUCUCACCCCAACGGACCCCCGCCCUACCACGCGCAGCCACCACCACCGCCUGCUCAGCAGUAUCCCCAGCCAGUGACUCCCUACGCGCCCACGCCUUACAUGAACGACUAUGGCGCCGCACAGCAAAUACGAAGGAAGCAGGUCCGAGCCACGCAGGCUUGCAACCACUGUCGUUCGCGAAAACAAAAGUGUGACGAAGCCCGGCCGUGCCAGUUCUGCAGAGAGAACAACUUUGACUGCCAGUACAAAGAUGUCCCACCACCAAAGCAAGACAGAAGCAUGAUGCAGCUCCAAGAGAGCGUCAACAACAUAUCAGACGUUCUAUCACAGUUCGUAGAUCAGUUCAACACGUGGAAACAGGGUGUCGAGAGCAGACUCCCACCUACGCGAGCCGACAUGAUGUCCAAUCAUGCUUCACCCGAGGCCUCGUUCUCUACAACCCAAAGAGAUCAGAGCACAUCCAGAUGGCCAACGCCUGCUCAAGGAGCAAGAGGCCAAAUGGGUCGUUUACACAGCAACCUCAAGAUGGAAUCACCAGUUGUCCCCCAUUCGAGCACGUUGUCGCCUCUUGGCACUCAUGCCUCUGCUCCCAUCAAGCAGGAGUCGCAGUUUGCUCCUCCUCCGCAGCAACCCGCAACACCUGCCGAAAGUGUGAGGACCGAACGUAGCCACGCUACCGAGACCGGCCCUAAAGAACAGACCGGCCUCCAAGGAGACCACACUACCCCUGCACAUAAACUGCUCGAAGAGUGGACCCAAAUGAACAUCUUCUAUCAAGGUAUUCCAUACCUGAAACGACUAAUCGACAAUGGCCGCGAAGUGUCAGAUUACCCGAUGCAGUUGGAGCAGGACCGUGGUUUGCUGCGCGUUUGGGGUGUUGGUGAGGGCCAAGACCUAAACGACGGCGCCCAAGGCCCUGGUAGCCCCGAGAGCAGCAACGAUUCCGAGGCCGCAUCUCCAGCGCCUGGCAAAGAUGGCUUGUGGGGCCAUCCGCCUUACGACCACCAAAGCCCCUCUGAGCCCAGCAGCACACCGCGCGAAAGCUACCAGAGCGGCCUUGGCCCAGAUGGCCGCCCUGACUUCCGUCGUCAUGUCAUGUUUGAUUUGCUCAAGUCGUACAUGGACAGCAUGCACAUGUUCCAUCCGUUCAUGAACGAGAUCAAACUCAAACGCAUGUUCAGAGAGUUCAGCGAUCAGUACAGCCCCGAAUCGCGAGGCGCAAGUGUUAGAUCACCUGCUGUCAAUGGAGUGCACCAGCUCAAUCCUGGCGUCAAGCGAAAGCGCUCGGCGAGCGGGUUGGACGGAUUGCCAUCGGCUCGAGGCGAGAUUGAACGCUCAUUGCGCAAUGCCAUUGUUCUACUUGUUCUUGCCCUUGGCAAGGUUUGCUCAUACACAGACCCCUUGCCUGCACCGCAAAACGACCGGAAUCCCUACAUUCACUCCGAGUAUGGCUACAUCCGCAACUCUCCAAACGCCAAUGGCAGUUUUGCCAGUGAGGCGUCUGAAGAUAGCCGCCCGCGAAACAUUGACAUUCUCCCUGGUAUGGCCUAUUACGCUUACGCGACUGACAUCCUCGGAAACCAGCAAGGUGGAAACACAACCGCCCAUGCGCAAGCCAUGCUUUUGGCCGCACUCUAUCUCAGUCAGUUCGCACGAGUAUUAGAGAGCUGGAGUUGGAUCAACAACGCAUGCCGUAUCGCUCUGGUACUGAUCAAAGCCGACUACACCAAGCUCCUUCGUGUGAACAACGAGAAAAGACAAUUCUGGAGUCCCAAGGAACGAUAUCGAUUAAAUUUGGUCAUGUGUGUUUAUUGGACAGCACUGCAGCUCGAGUCUGAUAUUCUGGCGGAGAUGAGUAACCUGCCACCCUCCGGUAUCUCCGCGCACCAGAGUGACAUUAUGUACCCUGAAGGUGUCAACGAGACCUGGAUCCAAGAGGACAGCAGCUCCGCGCAACUAGAGGACAUCACUUCGGGUCCGCGGAACGACCUGAUGAUGAAGCUCUACUCUACCCAGACGUUUCUGCGAGUGAUCCUGAAUGUGGCACACAACGCCUUGUACGGACCCAGCGGACGAAUGAGCUUCGACCCCACUAGUGUCAAGGAAGUCGCUUAUCACGCGCUCACGCACGUGGGUGUAUUGGAAAACUGGAGGAAACUACUUUCACCCGAGCUUGCCUGGGACGACAGCGAGUACCCCUCGACCGAUCUCAACAUUGCCCGUGUUCGCGCCAAGUACUAUGGUGGCCUCUACAUGAUGUUGCGACCGUAUCUCAAGCUCGCGAGUCAUGUUUUGGAGUUCCCGCCCCCACCUCCAGGGAGCACGGGCGCCUCUCAGCACAACUCACCGUCCCCAUACGGACAGCCCCUUACAAACAGGAACGUGCAGAUGGUCGAACUGAGCGAGGACCAGCAGAAGAUUAUCAAGGUCGCUUGCCAAUGCAUCAACAGCGCGAUCCACAGCACGAUUGCAUUCGAUCGUGUAGGUGAAGAGCCUGGUAGCAAAUACCAGUAUUUCACCCCAACACGCAAGAAGAGGCUCGUAGUCACAAACAUAUUCGGUACACUUCACGCACAAUUCGGAAACAUGCUUGUCCUUGCCUCAGUGUACAAGUCGAAACUCUAUCCUCUUCUCCCAAGCGAUACCUGGCUCACCAAAGCGACACUCUCCGCCCUAUUUAAGCGCACCAUUAACGUCAUUGAAGACGUUGCGCCAAACUCGCCCAUCUUGCGCAUGGACCUCGAAAUCCUCAGGAAUGUUCAGCGGCAACAGGGUCUGGAGUGA
Messenger RNA from Bipolaris zeicola 26-R-13, 3369 nucleotides. RefSeq lists its product as uncharacterized. Gene Ontology annotation, molecular function: DNA-binding transcription factor activity, RNA polymerase II-specific; zinc ion binding. Bases 1 to 3369 code for a protein of 1122 amino acids. The transcript is spliced from 4 exons. The record is from RefSeq and is a predicted model, not a curated record. Gene Ontology annotation, biological process: regulation of DNA-templated transcription. Lineage: Eukaryota; Fungi; Ascomycota; Dothideomycetes; Pleosporales; Pleosporaceae.